Molecule: messenger RNA, 2731 nt
Organism: Pelobates fuscus (common spadefoot toad)
Lineage: Eukaryota; Metazoa; Chordata; Amphibia; Anura; Pelobatidae
Gene: EXOC3L1
Product: exocyst complex component 3 like 1
Exons: 13
Coding region: 3-2324 (773 amino acids)
Biological process (GO): exocytosis; exocyst localization
Cellular component (GO): exocyst
Molecular function (GO): SNARE binding
Source: RefSeq, a predicted model, not a curated record
CUAUGCAGAGGAUGCAGACAGUCCUUCUCAGCUUUGUCCAAAUAGCAAGGCUUACCAUGUCUGCAGACGAGGGUGAUGUGCUGGCACUGGAGAAGGCAGAGAGUUUGGCUAGAGGAGCGGCUUUGAAAUGGGCUUCUGGCAUAUUUUGCCGCCCUGAUCAGUUGACACGACUUGGGCAUUACCGCAGACGUGAGACCCAAAGGAAUAACUCCAUACAGUCCCGAUUAAAACAGUCGACAGCGCAGUCCUACUUGGAAGGAGUGGAACAGGGAGUGGCCCAACUUCGCAGGGCACUCACGGAGGUACACAAUGUGCAGCAGGCCCUCAGCGAGGCACAGGAGAUUUGGCAUGGCAGUGAAGAAAUUAUUGGUAAUCUACAGCCUGUCCAAAAGCUGGUGAUGGAGCAUGUACAACUAUCUGUGGUUCUAGAAAGCCUGCCUUAUAUCUAUUCAGUUCCUGAGCUGCUGUCCCAGACACAUGUUCUGAUUGAGAGACAACGUCUCCUGGAGGCUCAUGUCAACCUGCGUGAUCUGGAAAGUCUGCGGGAUGAUGUGCUGUACAGACUACAAAGAGUGGGACCGCUUUCAGCUGCUGAGAAUGGAGGAGAUGCCACAGAACUAGUAGAGCAGUUUUUUGCUGGGGUACAGAAUCUAAGCGAAGAGCUGGGUCAAACCAUAUUCUCACUAGCCAGUUCAUCGUUGAGCUUGGCAUGUUCAGAUCCAACUCUGUUAGUGUCGGCUGUCCGAAUCAUUGAACGCGAGGAGUCUUUGGAUUUAGUAAUGUCAGGAGGAUCACCAACAUCAGGGCGGCCCAAGCGUUGGAGGGAAAGUUUCUUCCAAACAUUUGAAAGAGGGGUGUGUGAAAGGCUGCUGCCGUCGAGCCUAGAUGAGGAAAGUGUCAGUCCUGCAGGCCUUGCAUGUCAUCUCCAGGAGCUGCAGGAUAGGUUGUUGGCAGAAUUGCAGGCGGUGAGCUCGAUACUAACACCAUGUGUUCCACCACAUUAUGAACUGAGCCGAACUGUGGCUUUAAUGUGCCACCGAGCUGUCUCCCGCCACGCUCGUGAUAUUUUGAACAUUGACCUUACUCACCCAUCCCUAUACUUUGUGCUUCACUGGAUUCUGAAUGUGUACCCUAGUGAGGAUUUGAUGGCCCAUCCCGAUCUAGCGUCUGAGGUGGAUUUGUCUGAGUUGGGACCUCUUGUUUCUCCCGAAAUCAUGGAAGAGCAACUGAAUCGCUACACUCGCAGUGUUAGGGCUUGCUUGAGUCAGUGGAUGCAGAAAGCACUGGAAGCAGAGUAUGCAGACUGGUUCAGGGAGCAGGAGCCUGAUAAAGACCAGGACGGGCUCUUCAUUUCCAGUCUACAGCAACUGAUCAUGCAAAUGCUCUCAGAAAACAUUGGGCUGGCCUCGGCUUUGGGCACAGGUCUAGAGAGCCGGGUGAGGACAGCAGCUGUGCACGAGAUGGAUAACUGCCUGGUCUGGUUACGAGAGGCUCUCAUAAAAUACGGAAUUGAGCACAUGAGAGACAGAACGGUCCCACCAUUUUAUAUACCCUACCUGAUAGCUACGAUAAAUGGCUGCCUGGCUCUAAGUUCUUCUAUGUCAUACCUGCAGUCAGAGAGCCCUAGUGACUCCUUGUACAGAAAAGCUGGACCUUGUCUGCAGACAUCACUUGGAAAGACUCAGAAGAAGGCCUGUCACCUUCUCCUGGAGGAGCUACAGAUGGAGCUGCAGCCUUUCUACACGCAGAUCCCAUCCAGACCCUGGAUUUUGGGUUCAGAAAUUAUCCACGUCAUCAGUGACAAGGUGGAAAAUUUCAGCCACUAUCUGUGUAAAGUCAGGGAUCCUGUGUGCCAGGUAUUGCGGGCUCAGACGGAGAGGAUGUUAAUCAUUGAGUAUGUCAAAGCCUUGAUACAUGGGAAGCUGGUGUGUAAGAACUCUGGGGAGCGGCAGCUCCUGGCGGAGAGGAUGUGUGCAGAUGCUGAGGUGCUGAGUGCAACCCUCAGUAGGAUGGGUUUGGAGCAAUCAAGUCUCUGCAUCCCACUCAUUCUGUCUCUUCAGGAAUUGUUUGCUCUGAAGGAUCCAUCUUUGCUCAGUCUAGAAGUAUCUGGAUUAAUGACAAUGUUUCCAGAUAUAAGUGAUGAUCAUGUACUGGCUUUACUGGAACUGAGGGGAGAUGUAAGCAGAGAUGUCCGUCAUGGGGUGAUCAAUACGAUGCAGAACCACGCACUGUCACUGCCACUUGACUAUCAGCCAAUAUUCACAAGUAUUCCAGUGCCUGCACCUCCUCCAUCAUUCUGCCUUCACCCCAGCUCGUGUGCUUAAUGUAUGAUCACAAACAACAUAACUGUCCCUUCACCCUUUAUACCCUCACACGCCUACCAUUAAAGCCCCAUCACUCUUUGUACCCUCACACACCUACCAUUACAGCCCCAUCACUCUUUAUACCCUCACACGCCUAGCAUUACUGUCCCUUUAUACCCUCACACACCUAGCAUUGCUGCUUGUAACGGACCGUUUUGCACACAAGAGGUUAAAAACCGUUUAGGCGAUAUUCCCAUUUCAGAUGCACAGGCAGCUACUGCAAUCACCAAUCUCCCGAACUGGAACCAUACGAAUCCUCCAACUCCCGAACAGGAAACACACGAAUGCUGUUAAACAGCCGAAAAGGAAAAACCAUACGAACAGUUUACACUCCUUGCAGUCCCACUGUAACAGCAUGCAAUCCAAUU